GGAAGUGGGCGGGGCUGACGCCGGGUACGGACUUGCUGCGGCCCUCCCGACGGCUUUAACUCAGACAAAUAUUGUGGGCAUGGGGCAACAAGACUUGUGGAGGUUGCUGUCGAGGUUUGGUUCAUUUAAAAGAACCAGGAUCAUUCUACAACAUUUGAGCAUGUCUACACACUCGGCAGGCUUGGGAGAAGUGUUGUUGGAAAGGAAAGGUUGUGCAGGAGUGAUAACACUAAACAGACCAAAGUUCCUCAAUGCGCUGUCCCUGAAUAUGGUUCGGCAGAUUUACUCCCAGCUGAAGAAAUGGGAACAAGAUCCUGAAACAUUUCUGAUUAUUAUAAAGGGGACUGGAGAAAAGGCUUUCUGUGCUGGUGGUGAUGUAAGAGCAGUCUCAGAAGCUGCAAAGACAAAGCAGAAUCUGGCUCAGGAUUUCUUCAGAGAAGAAUAUUUACUGAACAAUACUAUUGGCUCUUGUCAGAAACCAUAUGUUGCACUUAUUGAUGGGAUCACAAUGGGAGGUGGAGUUGGUCUCUCAGUUCACGGACAAUUCCGAGUGGCUACUGAACGGUCUGUUUUUGCAAUGCCAGAAACAGGACUAGGACUAUUCCCUGAUGUGGGUGGAGGUUAUUUUUUGCCAAGACUUCCAGGAAAACUGGGCUACUUUCUUGCAUUAACAGGAUUCAGACUAAAAGGAAGAGAUGUGUACAGAGCAGGAAUUGCCACACACUUUGUAGAUUCUGGAAAGAUGUCCAUGUUAGAGCAAGAUUUGUUAGCCUUGAAAUCUCCUUCAGCAAAAAAUGUUGCAAAUGUCUUAGCAACCUACCAUGCCGAGUGCAAGACUGAUCAAGACAAGUCUUUUAUACUUGAGGAACAUACGGACAGCAUAAACAGUUGUUUUUCAGCCAAUACUGUGGAGAAGAUUAUGGAAAAUUUACAACAAGAUGGUUCUCCUUUUGCUCUAGAACAGUUGAAGGUCAUUAGUAAAAUGUCUCCAAUGUCCUUAAAGAUCACACUAAGGCAACUCAUAGAGGGGUCUUCAAAGACCUUGCAGGAAGUACUAACAAUGGAAUAUCGGCUCAGUCAAGCAUGCAUGGCAAAUCAUGAUUUUCAUGAAGGUGUUAGAGCUGUUUUAAUUGAUAAAGACCAGAGUCCAAAGUGGAAACCAGCUAAUCUAAAAGAAGUUACCGAUGAAGAUGUGAAUAAUUAUUUUAAAUCUCUGGGAAGCAAUGAUUUGAAACUCUGAGGUGGUUGGUGUUUUAAGAUAUAUUUGGUAGCAUGGGUUGGCAAACUACACCACCUGGGCCAAAUCUGGCUUGGUGCCUAUUUUUAUACAGCCUGAAAGUUAGCAAUGGCUGCUCUACUUUUAUAUGGUUGAGAAAAGAAAUCAAAGGCAUUUCAUGACAUGUGAAAAGUCAGUGUAAUUUCAGAUAUCAGUGUUCAGAAGGCUUUAUUGAAACAUAGCUGUAUUUAGUUUACAGGCUGCUUUGAGUCAAGCAGUUACAACACAGGCUAUAUGGCCUGUAGUACCUGAAAUACCAUCUGUUUUAUCAUUGUCAGUUUGCCAAUCCAUUUUAGAAAAGGGGAAAUUUUGAAGGUCUCUAGAGAUAUCUAACUGAAAUGGAAGCUUCAUAUUUGCCUUUCAGUAGUGGUUUCAGUAUAAAUGAUAAAA
Messenger RNA from Dipodomys ordii (Ord's kangaroo rat), 1666 nucleotides. It is a transcript of the gene Hibch, whose product is annotated as 3-hydroxyisobutyryl-CoA hydrolase. Gene Ontology annotation, cellular component: mitochondrion. NCBI's taxonomy places the organism in Eukaryota, Metazoa, Chordata, Mammalia, Rodentia, Heteromyidae. Gene Ontology annotation, molecular function: 3-hydroxyisobutyryl-CoA hydrolase activity. The coding region runs from base 80 to 1240 and encodes 386 amino acids. Gene Ontology annotation, biological process: L-valine catabolic process. The transcript has 14 exons. The record is from RefSeq and is a predicted model, not a curated record.